CUCAAAUUUUCCAAAUUUAAACCCACGCCACCCGCUUUACAAAUAACCCCCCACCCCCCAAUAUAAAAACAAACCGCCAUAAUAGUGUGAGGACAAACAAAACAAAACAAAACAAAACCAGUUUUUUUCACCCAACAAAAACUUCCCCUCCCAAGUCCCAACAUAAAACUUCCCCAAAAUCAAGUCCAUCCAUCCCAAAUCAAUCCCAAAAUGGAGAUGAAGAAGAUCCAACUCAGGGCCCCUCUCGCGAUUGCAAUGUUGAUGUGCCUGAUUAUAUCCUCCUCCGCUGCUCUCCUCGGCGGGUUUUCUACGGCCGACCCGAAAGAUCCCCAAGUUGUGGAUAGCGCCAAGUUUGCGGUAACGGAGCACAACAAGCAAAACCACACGGAUCUGGUGUUCAAUAAGGUGGUUAAGGCGGAGCGUCAAGUUGUGGCCGGAACGAAUUACCGGCUCGGGAUUGAGGCUACCGAUAACGGAGCCGCUCAUCGCUACAUUGCUGAAGUUUAUGUGGCUUUGAACCAAACCAAGUUUCUUACUUCAUUCAAGCAGCUGGGCAAUUAAUUAAAUUAGUUACACUUAUAUUCUUAUUAGAAUUACGAUAUUUUCAGACGUUUUUUAUUUUUUCUUGGGGUAAUAAUCGAAUAAAUACUGCUUCCCUGGUGUGAUGUAGGUUUUGAUUUUACACGAAUUCAUCGUGAGUGUUUUCCUUUUUGAUUUGUAUGUCCUGUAGUAUUUGUUUUUUUUUUUUUAUUGAAUAAAUGUUUUGAAUUUUUGAGUAGUUUUUACGUUUUGAUGAUGUGUUGUGUAGACCUAUCAUGGUUAUCGAAUUUUUUUUAUUUUUCUUAUUUUUGUUUUUAACUUGUUUCCUAAAAUCUCUUCAACAAUUGCCAUUAAUCUUGUAGUACUGCGACUGGUCUACUAGCGUUAAUUAUAGUGUCUACCCGAAGUUGGGCACGUCUUAAUUACAUUAUAAAUCUUACUCCCUCACUUCCAAAAUAGGUG
This is a messenger RNA of Oldenlandia corymbosa var. corymbosa, 1002 nucleotides long. The record is from the annotation of a GenBank genome assembly. NCBI's taxonomy places the organism in Eukaryota, Viridiplantae, Streptophyta, Magnoliopsida, Gentianales, Rubiaceae.